Molecule: messenger RNA, 1113 nt
Organism: Panicum hallii
Lineage: Eukaryota; Viridiplantae; Streptophyta; Magnoliopsida; Poales; Poaceae
Product: expansin-B2-like
Exons: 3
Coding region: 25-867 (280 amino acids)
Biological process (GO): sexual reproduction
Cellular component (GO): extracellular region
Source: RefSeq, a predicted model, not a curated record
GCAGAGGAGAUCAAGCUGGGAUCCAUGGCCGCUGUGAUGAUCUCCUUCAAGGCUAUUGCACUGGUGGCAGCACUCCUCCUCCCCGUUCUGGGCGCUCACGCCGAGCCGAGCUACAAUAACGUCACCUCCGCCCGCAGGGAGCUGUACUACUCCGCCGGCUCCACCCCCAGCAGCACCUGGCGGCCUGCCAGGGCCACCUGGUACGGUCGCCCCAACGGCGCCGGCCCUGACAACAACGGUGGCGGGUGUGGGUACAGCAACACCAACCAGUACCCGUUCAACUCCAUGACGUCGUGCGGCAACCAGCCCCUGUUCUUGGACGGCAAGGGCUGCGGCGCAUGCUACCAGAUAAGGUGCACCAGCAAGAACAACCCUGCCUGCUCCGGCGAGCCCAAGACGGUGAUCAUCACCGACGUGAACUACGACACCAAGGUCGCCCCCUACCACUUCGACCUCAGCGGCACGGCGUUCGGAGCCAUGGCCAGGCCCGGCUACAACGACAAGCUCCGCAGCGCCGGCAUCCUGGACAUCCAGUUCCGGCGGGUGCCCUGCAGCUACAGGGGCCUGCCGGUGAGGUUCCACGUGAUGGGCGGCUGCAACCCCUUCUACUUCGCGGUCAUCGUGUACUACGCCGGCAGCGACGGCGCCGUGGUGCAGGUGGAGCUGAAGGAGGCCAACUCCAACACGUGGCGGCCGCUCUACGAGUCCUGGGGCGCCGUCUGGAGGAUCGACCCCGGCCACCCGCUCAAGGCGCCCCUCUCGCUGCGCGUCCGCAGCGACUCCGGCAAGGUCCUCGUCGCUAACAACGUCAUCCCGGUCAACUGGAGGGGCAACGCCGACUACCGCACCAUUGCCCAGUUCCGCUGAACGCUCGCCGGCGGCAAUAGAUCACUCACAAUCAUCUGCUCGGCCGGUUCAUUACUUUUUGUAUCGUCGUCGAUCAAUCAUGUGAUUGCGAAUUUGCAGUGGAUUUUUCUUUACUGUCUUUGCGAGGUUUCUUGUGAGAUUAUUGUUGCUCCUACUUGCGAUUUGGAGAAUUAUUCUAGGUAAGUCUUGAGAAAAUUCUUUGUGCACCAUUGAAACCUAUAACAAUCCCUUCAUUGACAUCCAAAA